AUGAUUUAUUGGCAAUUAAAUACUUUUUCACGCGUAUCUAAUUUUAAUUAUGCAAUAAGAAAGUGUAAUUCCAAAGAAUUAAAUAAAGGAACAUUCGUAGCUAAAAAUUUAUUUGUCAAAUGGAAAUUAAAACGCACUAUCGAAAAUUCUUUUUAUUCUUUAAUACGAAAUAACAGUACAAAUAACGGUAAAAAUAACAAUAUAAAUAAUAGUAUAAAUGACAGUACAAAUAAUAGUACAAAUAAUACAAAAAAUGAAGAUAUAAUAAAUCAAGAUAUAGAAAAUCAAGAUUGUAAUAUCGAAGAAAUAGAAGAGAUAGAAGAGUCUCAUAAUUCAUCUUGGACCAAAUCUUUUCGUAAUGUAUUACAAACUUCUACAAAUAUUAAUAAAAUAUGGAAUGAAUAUAAGUUACUUGUAAAAAAUGGGAAUUUGAAAGGUACUGAUAAAAAAUUUAUUAAUAGAUUGCUUCAUUCAAUCAAAAAAUUUGAUAAGAAUCGUUUUAGUCGUUUAGAAAAAAUUCUUAUAAUUUAUAAUGACAUGAAAAAAGAAAAUAUGACAAUAGGACAAACAGUUCGUAAUUAUCUGAUUGAAACAUAUUUAGAAAAUAAUUAUAUAAGUAAAGCAAGAAUAAUUUUUAAUGAAAUUCGAAAUAUGGAAGGACCAUUAGGUGUACCAUUUUCCACUUGUCCUUAUCAUGGAAGAAAUGAUCUUUCAGAUGUUAUUGAAAUAUUCUCUUUAAUGCAUCAAAAACAAAUAGAACCUAAUGGAGAAACAAAAAUUAUUUUAACAGAUAUUUUUAAAUUUCAUAUUGAUCAUGCAAUAGCAAUUCAAUGGUUUAAUGAAUUAAUGGAAAAGAAACUUGUAAAUUCCGAAAUUGUGAAAGAAAUAGUACUUGAAUUAUUAAGAAGAAAUAAAUUUAAUGAAGCCAUAAAAAUAUAUGAAAAAAUGAGAUCACUUGAUAUGAUUCCAAUUCCUUAUAUUUAUAAUUCAUUAAUUCAUAAUCUUGGAAAACAAGAAAAUAUUGAUAAAGCAUUGGAAUUAGCUAAAGAAAUGGAAUCAUUAAAAAUUCCUUUUGAUACAGUGACAUAUAAUGUAUUGAUAAAAACUUAUGGUCUUGCAGAAAAUCAUGAAAAGACAAAAGAACUUUUUGAAGAAAUGAUUUCAAAAAAUGAAACAAAACCAAAUAUUAGAACAUUUAAAGUUAUAUUAAGUACAUAUGCGAAAUUAGGGAAAGUCAAUUCAGCACUUCGAGCAUUACAAAAAAUGAGUACACUUGGAUUAAAACCUGAAUCAACUAUUUAUACUGCAUUAAUUGAACUUUUUGCUAAAGUAAAUGAUACAAAAUCUAUGGAAAGAGUUUUUAGUAAUAUGAUAAUGGAUAAAAUUAAUCCUCUUGAUAUAACUUAUAAUAUAUUAAUAUUUGGUUAUUGUCGUGAAAAUGAUAUUUAUAAAGCAUUUCAAAUUUGUCGUAUAUUAAUUACAUCUGGUAUAGAACCAGAUGUUCGAAUAUAUAAUGCUUUAAUUUCACUUCUUGCUGAAAGAAAAGAUCCAAUUAGUUCAUUAAUAUUAUUUAAUGAGAUGCGUACUUAUGGUAUUAAACCUGAUGUAUACACAUUUACAAAUUUAAUACAUGCUUAUACAAAAGGUGAUGAUAUACGUAAAGCAGAAGAAAUUUUUAUGGAUAUGGAAAUUACAGGAAUAAAACCAAAAACUUUUACUUAUAACGUUUUAUUAAAUGCCUACGUAGAAAAGUUAGAUAUGAAACGUGCACAAAAUUUAUAUAAUGAAAUGUUAGAAUCUUUAAUACUUCCUGACCUUUAUACAUUUUGUUGUUUAAUAGAUGGAUUUUGUAAAAUAGGACAAUUAUCAAUUGCUACAUCAAUUUUUAAACAUAUGCAAAAUAAUUAUAAAUUAGAUCCUGAUGCACAUAUUUAUACCGUACUUAUACAUCAUUAUUUACAACAAGGUGAUUUUAAGACAGCAAAAACACUUUAUGAAACAAUGAUUAAAAAUCGUAUAAAACCUACAUAUGUAACUUAUGCAGUAUUAAUUCAUGGACAUGCUAGAUAUGGAGAUUUAGAAUUCGCUAGAAGACUUAUCACAGAAUUAAUUAAUCAAAGUAAAUCUUUGAAUGAAAAUUUGGGAGAAAGAAAUGAAAUACCUCCAACUAUAUUUACACCUCUCAUGGAUGCAUAUGCAAAAUUAGGACAAAUUGAUUCAGCAAGAGCAAUAUUUGAUGAAAUGACAACAUUAGGAAUUUCUCAUAAUGCAUACGCUUAUGUUAUUCUUAUGGAUGCAUAUCGUCGUAUUCAUAAUUAUGAAGCUGUAUGGCAAUUAUGGAAAAGUUUACUUUCUGUUGUAAUUGAUGCUCUCACAGAAAUUGAACGAUAUGAUUUAAUUCAAGAAGAAUGGGAAAAACUUAAACAGGAAGGUUUUGAAUUUGAUUCUCAUAAUUUAAAUCAUUAUGCACAAAGUUUUAUAUUAUCUGGUAAAAUCAAAGAAGCCUGUUCUAUUAUAGAUAAAAAUUUAAUGGAAGGAUGGUAUCAACAAUUAGAAAUAUGGAAACAUUUUGAUCGUAAACAAUCCAUAAUAUCAAUUAAAGAACAAAAAAGACUUUUAAGUCUUAUUGAUAAAUUUCCACAUCAAAAAACAUUAUUAAUGUUAGCCGAUGCAAUGGAAAAAAUGAAAAAUCAAGAUUGGUUAAAAAUGCAUGAUAUAACAAAAACACCGGCAUCUAUAGUAUUAGUAAAUGAAGUUGAAGAAGAAUUUCCGGAAGAAUAUAUGUCUUUUGUUCAACCAUGGUACCUUCGGUUUCAUGCCGGUCAUUUGAGAACAAAUCGCUCUGAGGCUAAAUUCAUCUCCCGAUUUUACUCGAGUGGUUUUGAUAAUAUUAAAUCCAAUAAUCCUUGGAAAGAAUGUAAUAUUCAUCUUCUCCAAAAAAAUAAAAUUCCUAUUAUUAGAAGAAAAAGUGGAGGUGGAACUGUUUUUCAAGAUCUCGAUAACUCCAAUUACACCUUAAUCACGCCACGUCAAAAUUUUACUCGAAGAUACGCAGCAGAAUUAGUGGCUAAUACUUUGAAAAAAAGAUUUAAUAUAAAUGCUUACGUUAAUAAGCGUUAUGAUAUUGAGAUCGAAGGACCUUACCAUCACGGUACGAUGCUCAUCGAUACAGAUUUAAAUCAAAUUAAGGAUUACUUGAAAGUUAAAAAGGAUAAUUUAAUCUCUAAAGGAGUAAAAUCUGUUCCAUCGCCCGUAGUGAAUCUUCGAAAAUAUUCUUCUACUGUAAAUCAUUAUUCUUUUUGUAAUGCUGUCUGGGAAGAAUUUAAAGAAUCUUAUAAUGAUCCCAUUGAUAAUCCCAUCAAUAAUCCCAUAUGUGAAGAACGUAGAGAUGAAAUACAUCCUAUUUACGUUGAUGAAAAUAUGAUUGCUGAAAUUCCAAAAAUUGCUAAGUAUCGCGAAGAACUCGAGUCUUGGAAUUGGACUUUAGGUCAAACUCCAGAAUUUACCAACGAGUUUGAAAAAAAUUUUUCAUGGGCAUUUUUCGAAUCUAAAAAUGGAAUAAUAACAAAAGUCUCUUUAACUGCAUCAAAUGUGUCAAAUAUUGAAUAUAAAAACUUGGUGACACUUUUGGAGAAUUCCUUGAAAGGAAAUAAAUAUGAAUUAUCUCAAGCUAUAUUUGAUAAUAUAAUUACUUCAUCAAAUAACGAACAUCAUAAAAUAAUCGAAGAUUUAGGCGAAUGGAUAAUAGAAUCUUUAUAA
Molecule: messenger RNA, 3759 nt
Organism: Diversispora eburnea
Lineage: Eukaryota; Fungi; Glomeromycota; Glomeromycetes; Diversisporales; Diversisporaceae
Source: the annotation of a GenBank genome assembly